Messenger RNA from Scleropages formosus (Asian bonytongue), 2734 nucleotides. RefSeq names its product catenin (cadherin-associated protein), alpha-like 1 (gene ctnnal1). The coding region runs from base 297 to 2726 and encodes 809 amino acids. The transcript has 20 exons. The record is from RefSeq and is a predicted model, not a curated record. Gene Ontology annotation, molecular function: actin filament binding; cadherin binding. Lineage: Eukaryota; Metazoa; Chordata; Actinopteri; Osteoglossiformes; Osteoglossidae. Gene Ontology annotation, biological process: Rho protein signal transduction; cell adhesion.
GUGGGGGGGUGGUGCUCGCGGAGGGGCGCGCGCAGAGUUCCGUGCAGAAGGCAGAGCGUCCGCUACGCUGUACGUCCGGAUCACGUUUCCCAGAGUCUCCGCAGCAGCCGCCGCCGCGCCUCCGGGCUGCCUGUUGUACUACUGGACUGAAAGUGAAUGGACGCGGGUGCGGAGCCCUCGCGCGGCGGGAACAAGUGGCAGAGUCUUUGAAGAGGAACGGCGGCUUGCGUCGCUCUUCUGCUCUGUUCGACCCGACUGUGUCCAUCUGAAACAUACACACACAGAGCUCGGCGGGAAUGGCUUCAUCUCCCAGCACAAGCAGCAGCAGCAGCGGCAGUGGCAGUGUGGGCAACUUGGACUCUGCGUUGGAGAUAAAAACUCGGUCGGUGGAGCAGACCCUCAUUCCUCUCGUGUCCCAGAUCACCACACUGAUCAACCACAAAGACAAGCCCAAGAAGACGGAGAGGACGCUCAGGGCCAUCCAGAAGGUGGGUCAAGCUGUCAGCAUAGCUGUGGGCCGUUUUGUCACCGUGGGAGAGGCCAUCGCUGUGGAGAAUGAGGAACUGAAGGAGGAGAUGGGCCUUGCUUGCUUCGAGGCUCGACGGGCAGGAGAUGCCAUUGCCCAACUAACAGAUGUAGUGAGUGCAGAGCAGCCAGAGUUGGACGGGCGGGCCACCAUCUUCAGUGACAAGACGGCUAUGGUGAAGGCCGCAAGGAUGCUGCUCUCCUCUGUGACCAAAGUCCUGGUUCUGGCUGAUCGCAUUGUGAUCAAGCAAAUCAUCACCUCACGCAACAAAGUACUGGUCACCUUGGAUCAACUGGAGACGGUGAGCAGCUUCCAGGAGUUUGUGCAGAUCUUCAGCCAUUUUGGCAAUGAGAUGGUGGAAUUCGCCCAUCUGACAGGAGACCGGCAAAAUGACCUUAAGGAUGAGAAGAAAAAGGCCAGGAUGGCAGCAGCACGGGCAGUGCUAGAGAAGUGCACCAUGAUGCUCCUUACAGCCUCCAAGACCUGCCUUAGGCACCCUGACUGUGAGUCGGCGCGCAUCAACAAGGACGCAGUCUUCCAUCGCAUGCGCUUUGCACUGGAGCAGGUGAUCGAGAUUGUGACAGAUGCUCGACCUGGUGGAGACGCUCAAGUUCUACCUGUCAACAUCUACUCUGGGAUCAAGCACUUCAAGGGGAAGGUGGAGAGCCUGAGGGAUGAGCUAUACGCUCUGACCCCGGAGACCCUGCACUCCCACCUGGAAGGCAUUGGGGAGCAGACACAAGACUUCACGGACUCUGCCUACACCAGCCAUGAGCACCGUGAAAGCAUCCUGCAGCUGUGUCAUGCUGCUCGGCAAGAGCUACAGCAGGUCGUCUGUGACUGGACGUAUGCGACUGAUCAGAACACUGCAUGGAGACAGAGGAACUGCAGCUGGAAUUGUUUGAAGUUUGAUUUGCUGCUGUUCCUGUGUUCCUGGGUCAACCUCCAGUGUUUUGCCCUACUGUUGUCACAGGAGGACUUCUUGCAUUUCUCUCAGCAGUCUCUCAAAGCCAAAGAAGCCACAGAGGAAAUGGAGCUCUCCAUUCUAAAGACCUGUCAGACUGUGAGCGAGCUCCGGCGAGAGCUCCAUAAGGCUGCUGUAGGGCGUGCAACAGACCUACUGAAGUGCCACAAGGACCACAUUGUCCUCAAGGCCCUGAAGGGGUCCGGAGGAGAGGGAAACUUGGAGGCAGUGGCUGAGUACUCACACAAGCUGACAGAGCAGAAAGAGCAACUGGUGGAGACCUGUCGUCUGCUGCGUCACAUCUCGGGGACAGAGCCGCUGGAGAUUACCUGCAUACAUGCCGAAGAGACCUUCCAGAUCAUUGGCCCGCAAAUUAUCUCUGCUGCGCAGACACUGGCCCUUCACCCGUCCAGCAAGAUCGCCAAGGAGAACCUGGAUGUGUUCUGUGAAGCUUGGGAGUCGCAGCUCAAUGACAUGGCCAUCCUUCUUAGAGAAAUCAAUGACGUCUUUGAGGGACGCAGAGGAGAUAAGAAAAUGUACCUGUCUCUCCCCCGACCUGGGAAACACUCUGCAAAUUUGAAGAUGGCAAAGGCUGCCAAGCUUGAUGCUGAGGAGCAGACCACCAUCGCCAAGCUGGGCCUAGAGCUGCGGCUGCUCACCUCUGAUGUGGACUCUGAGAGUGAGAAAUGGGAGGACCGUGAGCAUGAGAUUGUGCGGCAGGGGCAGAGUCUGUCGAGCAUGGCCUACUCCAUGUACCUCUUCACCAGAGGAGAAGGCCUUCUGAAGACUACACUGGAUUUAUUCCAUCAAGCUGAGAUGUUUUCCGAGGAGGGCUUUCAAUUAUGUUCGUCUCUCCAGGCCUUGACUUCACAGUUGGAAGAGGAGGAACAUACAGUCAUCCUGCUGGAGACGGAGAAGCUUGUGGCUUUGUGUCAGCAGCUGCAAGUGACAGCAAGGACUGCAGUCCAGGGGAAGACCGCUAUGUUCCAGAAGGUGGAUUCCUCCAUACAGAACACCAAAAGUAUCAUGACUGUUGUGGUCUACCUCCUCCCACUCCUCAACAAACUCAUCCGCAAGUACAAGUCAGAGCUCAGCAGCCUGGGAUCCCCACAAAGCUGGAAAGACAAGCAAUGCCCAGUAAAAGAAGACUCACUCAACAGCAAGAAUACCAAUGGUUUUGGGGUCAGAGCUCUGGAGCAUCACAUGGGCAGCCUUACCUUUCUGGAGAGCAAAUAGCCCAGCAU